AUGCCAUUCUCUCCACCGUUAGGGGAUAGUCGACAAAAUAGUAACGCAAGACCUAGAAAUAGUAUUGAUUCAUUUGAGAUACAAUUCGACGAUUCUUUCGAUCAAGCAUUAGAUAAUAUAGAAAUAGAAACACCACAUCAUAAAUCUGGUAAUUCAAACAAUUUAAACAGACAACAACAAUCUGACCCCCAAAGAGAAGAAUUUGAAAUGAGAACUUUAAAUUCUGCUGAUCCAGAAUUUGUUGAUCCAAACAAGAAAUCAAUAGACACAGAUAGACGACCUUUGAUUGACGAUCAUUCUCUUGGAUCCAAUGGAGGUAGUCCAUAUAAAUAUAGGAACGUCUCAGAAGUGGCAUUAAAUCCAUCAUCAAGUAAUAUUUGGGAUAGGACCAUUUCCAAUAUAAAGAUGGCAGGUUCUCGUAAUUGGAAGAAAUUCCGUUCCAUAGGAAGUGGCAUCGAAUUGACAGAUCAACAUAUGGAAAGAGAAAUUCAUCCAGAUACAACUCCAAUAUAUGACAGGAACAGAUAUCCAAGUAAUGAAAUUUCCAAUGCAAAAUAUAAUGCCAUAACUUUUGUUCCAACGAUAUUAUAUGAGCAGUUUAAAUUCUUUUUCAAUUUGUACUUUUUAAUCGUUGCAUUAUCACAAGCAGUUCCUGCUUUGAGAAUUGGUUAUCUAUCCUCAUACGUUGUGCCAUUAGCAUUUGUCCUAACUGUGAAUAUGAUGAAGGAAGCUAUGGAUGAUAUACAAAGAAGAAGACGUGAUAAGGAAUCAAAUAAUGAAUUAUAUGAAGCAUUAAGUCAACCAAAGUUAGUAGCAAGUAAAGAUUUGAAAGUAGGGGAUUUGAUUAAGAUACAUAAGGGAUCUCGUGUUCCAGCAGAUUUGGUUUUAUUACAAUCAAGCGAACCAUCAGGCGAAUCCUUCAUCAAGACAGAUCAACUUGACGGUGAAACAGAUUGGAAAUUAAGAAUUGCAUGUCCCUUGACUCAAAAUAUACCUGAAAGUGAUUUGGUUAACAAGAUUACUGUUACGGCAUCUGCUCCUCUAAAGAACAUCCAUGAGUUUUUAGGAAGGAUUACAUACAAGGGAUCUACGUCACAUGCAUUAAGUGUUGACAAUACUCUCUGGGCAAAUACUGUCCUUGCAUCAAGUGGGUUCUGUAUAGCAUGUGUUAUAUUUACAGGAAGAGAUACAAGACAGUCAUUAAACACCACAAAACCUAAAGUGAAAACAGGGCUGUUGGAAUUGGAGAUUAAUAAUAUCUCAAAAAUCUUAUGUGCUUGCGUUUUUGCAUUAUCUAUUAUUUUAGUUGUCUUGGCAGGUUUCCACAAUUCAGAUUGGUACGUAGAUAUCAUGAGAUAUUUAAUUUUAUUUUCUACUAUCAUUCCCGUAUCAUUAAGAGUCAACUUAGAUUUGGCCAAAUCAGUGUAUGCUCAUCAAAUUCAGAAUGAUGAUACUAUUCCGGAAACGAUUGUUAGAACAAGUACCAUCCCAGAAGAUUUGGGUCGUAUUGAAUAUCUUUUAAGUGAUAAGACUGGUACUUUAACUCAAAAUGAUAUGGAAUUGAAAAAAAUCCAUCUAGGUACGGUAUCCUACACAUCGGAAACACUAGAUAUAGUUUCAGAUUAUGUCCAUUCACUUGUCGACACAAAUAAAGAUGAUUCGAAAAGGACAGCUUCAGGAAUGCUCUCCACAUCAAGAAAAGAUAUUAGUUCCCGUGUAUGUGAUAUGAUUCUAACAUUAGCAAUUUGCCAUAACGUUACGCCAACUUUUGAUGAUGAUGAAUUAACAUAUCAAGCUGCAUCACCGGAUGAAAUUGCUAUUGUUAAAUUCACUGAAUCUGUUGGUUUAUCAUUAUUUAAGAGAGAUAGACAUUCUAUAACAUUGUUACAUGGACAAUCUGGUACCACUUUAAAUUAUGAUAUUUUACAAGUUUUCCCCUUUAAUUCUGACUCUAAAAGAAUGGGUGUUAUUGUUCAUGAUAAUCAAAAAGACGAAUAUUGGUUUAUGCAAAAGGGAGCUGACACAGUAAUGACUAAGAUUGUGGAAAAUAAUGAUUGGUUAGAAGAAGAAACUGGUAAUAUGGCACGAGAAGGAUUACGUACUUUAGUUAUAGGUCGCAAAAAAUUAUCGAAAAAUGCAUAUGAACAAUUUAAAAAAGAAUAUGAUGAUGCUUCGUUAUCUAUGGUUAACCGUGAUAUACAAAUGAAUCAAGUUAUAUCAAAAUACUUGGAAUAUGAUUUAGAAUUAUUAGGGCUAACGGGUGUGGAGGACAAAUUACAAAAGGAUGUUAAAUCAUCUAUAGAAUUAUUAAGGAACGCAGGGAUAAAAAUUUGGAUGUUGACUGGUGAUAAAGUGGAAACUGCCAGAUGUGUUUCGAUUAGUGCCAAGUUGAUAUCCAGAGGUCAAUAUGUUCAUAUUAUAACGAAAUUAAGUAAACCAGAAGGUGCUUUAAAUCAAUUAGAAUAUUUGAAAAUCAACAGAAACGCAUGUCUUUUAAUUGAUGGUGAAUCGCUUGGAACAUUUUUAAAAUACUAUCGAAGGGAAUUUUUCGAUGUUGUUCUUUUGUUACCUACUGUUGUAGCAUGUCGUUGUACUCCACAACAAAAGGCAGAUAUUGCAUUAAUUAUCCGUGAAUUUACCGGUAAGAGGGUGUGUUGUAUUGGUGAUGGUGGUAACGAUGUUAGUAUGAUUCAAUCUGCAGAUGUUGGUGUUGGUAUUGUAGGUAAAGAGGGGAAGCAAGCCUCAUUAGCAGCAGAUUUUUCCAUUACCCAAUUUUGUCAUUUAACUGAAUUAUUACUAUGGCAUGGUAGAAAUUCCUACAAGAGAUCAGCUAAAUUAGCUCAAUUUGUUAUGCAUAGAGGUUUAAUUAUUGCCAUUUGUCAGGCAGUUUAUUCAAUAUGUUCAAAAUUUGAACCUAUUGCAUUAUACCAAGGGUGGUUAAUGGUUGGUUAUGCAACAUGCUAUACAAUGGCCCCUGUCUUUUCGUUAACGUUGGAUCAUGAUAUUGAUGAAUCUUUGACCAAGAUAUACCCUGAAUUAUACAAAGAAUUGACAGAGGGUAAAAGUUUGUCAUAUAAGACAUUUUUCGUAUGGGUUGCCUUGUCUUUCUUUCAAGGUUCAAUCAUUCAAGGGUGUUCUCAAGGAUUUACAAGUUUAUUAACUGAUGAUUUCAGCAAAAUGGUUGCAAUAAGUUUUACAGCAUUGAUACUUAAUGAAUUAAUAAUGGUGGCAUUAGAAAUAUAUACCUGGAAUAAGAUAAUGGUGCUUACAGAAAUUAUAACAUUAUUAGUUUAUGUUGUAUCAGUCCCAUUUCUUGGUGAAUAUUUUGAUUUAGAAUCCAUGUUAGCAUUAAAGUUUUAUGGUGAAUUGUUAUUCAUAGUAUUGAUUUCGGUUUUCCCAGUUUGGGCAGCAAAGGCGAUUCAUAGGAAGUUACAUCCUCCAAGCUAUGCUAAAGUUCAAGAAUUUUCCAAUGUGUAA
Naumovozyma dairenensis CBS 421 is the source of this 3477-nucleotide messenger RNA. RefSeq names its product aminophospholipid-translocating P4-type ATPase NEO1 (gene NEO1). The transcript has a single exon. Gene Ontology annotation, molecular function: ATP hydrolysis activity; ATPase-coupled intramembrane lipid carrier activity; ATP binding. Lineage: Eukaryota; Fungi; Ascomycota; Saccharomycetes; Saccharomycetales; Saccharomycetaceae. Bases 1 to 3477 code for a protein of 1158 amino acids. Gene Ontology annotation, biological process: phospholipid translocation; retrograde vesicle-mediated transport, Golgi to endoplasmic reticulum; endocytosis. Gene Ontology annotation, cellular component: trans-Golgi network; plasma membrane; endosome. The record is from RefSeq and is a predicted model, not a curated record.